AUGUUCCAUCUGGGCAACCUUGGAAGUGAACACCUGGGCAUAUUCUGUUCUGGCGCUAGAGAGGAUGCGAACGACCCCAUCGAUGUGUUGGCAGGAGACUGGAUGAGCGAAGGGAAUAUGACCGGCCGCGCAAAUGCCAAGUUGAACGGCCAAUUCGAUGCAUACGAACCCACCUUCCCCGAAGCCCUCGAACCUGCGCUGCCUCACAUUGCCAAAUACCGCAUCAAAGUCGCCGUCAAUAAUCCCACUUCUUCGCACGUCAUAAUGCCCCAAGGGAGGCCACGGAAUGUCGCCGUCAACGCAGGCGCAUCCGACACACAGAAGCUACAUCAGGUGGUUACGAAGAUGGGGCAAUCGAAAGGUCUCAACCUUGGCGUUGCGUGGAUAUCUGGUGAUGAAGUGCUGCCCCAGUUGCUUGACGCGCAAAAAGCGAGGUGCGCGUUCGAGAAGGGUGCGGAUAUCGUGGUGUGUGGGCGAUGGCACAACUGGCAGCGAUCCGAUUCAGAUAAAUUGUACAACACGUUUGUGGUUGGCUAUAUACCGGAGUGCUCGUAUUACAGUACAGGUGGGAACAAUACCGGCUUCAAGGACUUCCAUGCCCUACGAGGUGGCAAGGGCGCGUUGCCACCGCCAAUAACCAAAGUCGGCAUUACAGCGAAACCACUCUACCAAGCAGAAAUGCACUUGUUCCUGACGGGUCUUGACAUCCCCGCCAAAGCACGUAUGAUCGAGCAACAAAUCCGCGCACAAAUGGCACCGCAUGAUCGUGUGCAGAGAACCCUACGAAUCAAAACGCUGCAACUGUCGACUCUCGCGUCAAUUGCUCAAGCACGGAAAGUAGAAAACCUUGCACCAGCGAAGUUUUUCCGACCGUGUAUCGACUCGAUCGUGUGUGCAUGCCCUGGAGCCACACCACAUCUUGACCUACGACAAGCAUUUCCAAAGGAAAUCUUCGAGUACUAUGUGACACUUCUCCCGCAGUCGGCGAUCGCGCACCAAGGUCAUCUUGCGACAGGCGAGGCAAUUGAUAUACCGCCGCCGAUAGAUACGAAAAUGUGGACCAUGCACCAACCUAUCCAAGAGUUCACCUCAAAUAUCCCAAGGUCCGAUUGCAACGUCGGAUUCUGGGUUCGCUACCAGGACAAGUAUGCGUGGUUGCAAAACCUCUUCUCGGUGGACCUCAUUAAGCAAAUGUAUGCCGAUGAGUAUAAAGGUGGCAGGGUGGAGAGAUGCGAGUUUCCCUGUGCACUCCUGCUGAAGGAUCAACUUGAUCGGGGGGUGAGUUGUACUACGAGUGUAGAUUUUCAAGGGAAGAAUUGCGCCGAAUCUUUAAGGGUCAGGGUUGUAGACAUGUCGUCCAGGUUUAUUGCUAGGGCGGAUCUAGGUCUUUUGCUCAGCUGCUGA
Messenger RNA from Cucurbitaria berberidis CBS 394.84, 1404 nucleotides. RefSeq lists its product as uncharacterized. NCBI's taxonomy places the organism in Eukaryota, Fungi, Ascomycota, Dothideomycetes, Pleosporales, Cucurbitariaceae. The coding region runs from base 1 to 1404 and encodes 467 amino acids. The transcript has 10 exons. The record is from RefSeq and is a predicted model, not a curated record.